Messenger RNA from Acanthamoeba castellanii str. Neff, 924 nucleotides. RefSeq lists its product as uncharacterized. The coding region runs from base 1 to 924 and encodes 307 amino acids. The record is from RefSeq and is a predicted model, not a curated record. NCBI's taxonomy places the organism in Eukaryota, Discosea, Longamoebia, Acanthamoebidae. Gene Ontology annotation, cellular component: mitochondrial matrix. The transcript is spliced from 5 exons.
AUGCUGCUCAAUCGGACCUCGAAUGCAGCUAAGAAUCGCAACAAUUUUUCCAAGAUGAUGAUUAGCAUGGGCCAGCGCUACCCCACGCUACGCGGAGCGCGGCACCUGCAUCACCAGGAGGCAUCGUUCGAUCACCAUCUCGCCAUCUCCGCAUCCCGCUCAUCUUCAUCCACCGCUGCCGCCGCGCCCCACCUCGUGCACUCCACCCGACUGCGCACACUGGCCACGACGGUAUUCAUUCGCGGCAUCGCCACUCGCUCUGGCAAAGAUUCGAUGGCACAGAUGAAGGCGGAAGCGGAUCCGUUGCCGUUGGGCGAGUUUAAGAAGGAAGUGACGAAGCUCAUCGACCAGGAGGUCAAGGAGUCGUCCUCGGCGCUCGACCCCGCUGCCGAGUACCUGGCCGAGCUCAACUACAAGCUCUUCGUGUCUGACGGCGUCGCCACCCUCAAGCGCACCCAGGGCAAGCAAGUUGUCGAGCUCUCGUUUGCGGUGGAGGAGGAGGAUGAGGAAGGUGAGAACGAAGAGGGUGAGGAGAAAGAAGAGGAGGAGAGCGAGGAGGAGGAUGAGGAGGAAACCGCCGAAGGAUUCCAGGCGCAGGAUAUCAACCCCCUCAUGGGCGUGCAGGACCUAUACAUUCCCACUGAAGUCAAGAUCACCAUCGUCGACAAGAUGGACAAGGAGGUCAGCAGCAUGUCUCUCGCGUGCUCGGCAUUCGAGAGCCGCGCCGACGGCAAGAACUCGGUCCACUUCGAGCAGCUCUCGGACGGCCUGCAGGAGAAGAUCUACGACUACCUGGAGUCGCUCAAGCUUGACCACAGGCUGGGCACCUUCAUCUUCGAGUACACCCGCAACUACCACGCCCACAAGAGCGCCCAGGUGUUGAGCGACCUCAAGCAGUUCGUGUCUCACCUACGCGACGAGUGA